AGAUGGCAACACGCAGCCUUACCGAGGUGUUCAUUCUGAUGAGAAACAAUGCGCUUCAAAGUCGCAACAUGUUCUCAGAACAGAUGGCUGAUGACCGAAUGGCCUUAGUGUCCAAUUGCCAGGUUGAUCCAGAAUUGGGUAUAGCUAGUACAAAGGCUUCUAGACUACCUCCAGAAUGGGUUGAUAAUGUGGAAGAAGUGCAAUAUGAAAUUACAAGAAUUAAGCAGAAAAUGAAAGAACUUGCUACAUUACAUGACAAACACUUAAAUCGACCAACGUUAGAUGACAGUAUCCAGGAGGAACAUGCAAUAGAAAUACAGACUCAGGAGAUAACCCAGAUGUUUUCAAGAUGCCAAAGGAUUGUUCACCAAAUCAACUCUCGGAGUAGUCACAGUGGUACAAAGCAUGAGAAACAGUUGUCUACCAAUAUCAUCUCAUCUCUGAUCAGGACACUCCAGGAUAUGUCCACUAACUUCCGCAAAAGCCAAUCAGCAUAUCUACGCAAAAUAAAGAGCAGAGAAGAAAGGUCUAGAGAGUUUUUUGACACAAAUCUUGGACCAGAUUCAGCAUUAAUGUCAGAGGAACCGGAUUUAAUGUUAGAGGAUGGUUUUGACAAGGGAUUUACAACCACACAACUACAAAUGGUUGACAGUAACUCUGCAGUGGUGAAACAAAGAGAAAAAGAAAUAACACAAGUUGUCAGGUCUAUACAAGAUCUCAAUGAAAUAUUUCGUGACCUCUCCCAUAUGGUGGUAGAGCAGGGUACAGUUUUGGAUCGUAUAGAUUAUAAUGUGGAACAUGCCAGUGUACAAGUGGAGAAGGGACUUCAACAAUUACAAAAAGCUGAGAAGUAUCAGAAGAAAAACCGCAAGAUGUUGUGUAUUGUGAUACUGGCUGUUUUAAUUAUCAUAUUAAUCAUUGUUCUAAUUGGCGUGAAGAGCUAG
Molecule: messenger RNA, 944 nt
Organism: Ylistrum balloti
Lineage: Eukaryota; Metazoa; Mollusca; Bivalvia; Pectinida; Pectinidae
Product: syntaxin-16-like
Exons: 8
Coding region: 3-944 (313 amino acids)
Biological process (GO): vesicle-mediated transport; intracellular protein transport; vesicle fusion
Cellular component (GO): membrane; SNARE complex; endomembrane system
Molecular function (GO): SNAP receptor activity; SNARE binding
Source: RefSeq, a predicted model, not a curated record